Chenopodium quinoa (quinoa) is the source of this 958-nucleotide messenger RNA. RefSeq lists its product as uncharacterized. Gene Ontology annotation, molecular function: DNA binding. Bases 176 to 592 code for a protein of 138 amino acids. The record is from RefSeq and is a predicted model, not a curated record. The transcript is spliced from 3 exons. Lineage: Eukaryota; Viridiplantae; Streptophyta; Magnoliopsida; Caryophyllales; Amaranthaceae.
AUCUUAUAGUGAACUUUUUUUUUUAUUUAUUAAAAUGAGAAACGUAUGGACGUAAUAAGUAGAUGAGUGGGUGACGUGGCGUAAUGAAGGGGAGUUACGUGACAUGUGAACGUUUUUUAGAUUGUCUUUUAAUAGAUUAGUAUAAAUAUAGAUAUAGAUAUAAAUUAGUGAAAUAAUGAUGCGAUUAAAUUAUUUUGUGCUUAAUGACCAAUAUAUUGAAGGGUUGAAAAAGCCAGUAAAGGACCACGUCAAGGUCAAUUCAUCAUCGAAAGUUACCUUCAAAUCAAGGGGAUAUCCGUACUGCCACAACGUUGUGAAGCCAUAUUGGUUUAGCUGGGGAGGAUUGCCUAUUACCAUGGAAUUUGCUAGGAAACACGACCUAGCAAAUAAAUGGUGCGACAUUACAGUAAUAGAUCAAAAAGGAAAAGAAUGGCUACUUCCAUUGAGGCACCAUAAGCGUGGUUCUAGUGUUUACAUCGGAAGGCCACACGAGUUUCUCGUUGUUAACGACCUAAAACCUGGUGAUCCUAUCGUCUUUGAGCUUAUUGCCUCCGGAGAUUUUCCAAAAAUAAAUUUCUAUAAGUUAAAUUGAGUUGAUGGUGUGCAGAUAAUUAAUGGGGCUCAAUUUAAUUGCAGAGAAGAGUUGAUCAAUUAGUUCCUUUUGCAGCAAUAAUUAAGUUGAUGGUGAUAUUUUGCAUGACUUUUCAAGUCCCUUAUCAGUUAAUGUAGACAAUAAUUAACGUUACAUUUUGCAAAUUGUAGUAUGUUAAUAUGUAUUAAUGGAUUAGACCAACUCAAUCGACAUUUUGUGAACGAAGUAUUUGCUUCAUGCCUACAUAUCUUGUUAUAUAAAUGAAUUUGGAUUUUUUUUUUUUUUUUUUUUGACACAUAAUUUGGUAUUUACAUAUGUUGUUUAUCUAACAAAUUGUGCACAAAAAGAAUCAAUAUAAAGCAAGAG